Molecule: messenger RNA, 2717 nt
Organism: Diabrotica virgifera virgifera (western corn rootworm)
Lineage: Eukaryota; Metazoa; Arthropoda; Insecta; Coleoptera; Chrysomelidae
Product: zinc finger protein 664-like
Exons: 3
Coding region: 177-1508 (443 amino acids)
Biological process (GO): regulation of transcription by RNA polymerase II
Molecular function (GO): RNA polymerase II cis-regulatory region sequence-specific DNA binding; DNA-binding transcription factor activity
Source: RefSeq, a predicted model, not a curated record
GUUUGUUUUUGUUUGGUUUUUGUUGUGUUUGUGUUUUGUCUUUUUUUGUCAGAAAGUGAAAAUAAAAAUUGAGGGUUGAGUUGAGACUUUUGAGAGUUUCCUAAAUAGAAUUUUUAACGUGAUUUCGCUUUUUGAGUGUAAAAUUAUUAUUGAGAAACAGAAUCAAGUGUAAUCAAAUGGAAGUAAAACAAGAAAUUAGGGAGGAAAUGUGUGAAGUGAAAAAAGAGUAUAAUAAAUUUGAUGAUGAUGAUGUCCUUUUGGAUGGCUUUAAAUGUGAAGACUUAAAAGAAUAUCCCAUAAAUACUGAAAUCGAAAAACAUGAAAAUAAACUCAACCCAUUUGAAAAAAAUCAAAAAGGUUAUCUCCAAGACGAACACAAAAUGGAAAUUACAGAGACACUAAUUGAAGAUUCAUCUUACGAAGGAAAUUAUACGAGUCAACGCUCUGAAGAAAGAACAUUAAAUGAAAAUAUGGAAGUUGUGACUGAACAAAGACCUUACAAAUGUGAAACUUGUUUCAAACAGUUCAGUAAGGCAAGUGUCCAUAAAAGACAUUUGAAGAUACACAUUGGAGAAAAACCUCACAAGUGUGAAAUAUGUGCAAAGCACUUCGUUACUGGAAGUGACUUGAGAAGACAUUUAAGAACUCAUACAGGAGAAAAACCAUACAAGUGUGAAAUUUGUUUUAGGCAGUUUAAUCAAGCAGGUAAUUUGAAAACACAUUUGAGAGCACACAUCGGUGAAAAACCAUACAAGUGUCAAAUUUGUCUUAAGCGGUUUUCUGAACCAUACAUUAUGAAAGUUCAUUUAAGGAAACACACUGGAGAAACACCUUAUAACUGUGAAACUUGUUUAAAGCCGUUUAUUACAUCCAGUCAGUUGAAACAACAUUUAACAACGCACACUGGAGAAAAGAUUUAUGAGUGUGAAAUUUGUAAUAAAAAAUUUAUACGAGCAGGUUAUUUGAAAACACAUUUGAGAGUGCACACUGGAGAAAAAUCAUACAAGUGUGAAAUUUGUUCGAAGCAGUUUUCUCAAGCAGGUUCACUGAAACUUCAUUUAAGAAAGCACACUGGAGACAAAUUUUAUAAGUGUGAGAUUUGUUUAAAACAGUUCACUGAAGGAGGUACUUUAAAAAAGCAUUUGAGAGUGCACACUGGAGAAAAAUCUUACAAGUGUGAAAUUUGUUUGAAGCAUUUUUCUCAGGCAGGCUCUUUAAAAACACAUUUGAGAGUACACACAGGAGAAAAAUCUUACGAAUGUGAAAUUUGUUUAAAACAGUUUAGUCAAGCAGGCAGUUUGAAAACACAUUUGAGAGUGCACACGGGAGAAAAAUCUUACAAGUGUGAAAUUUGUUUGAAGCAGUUUUCUCAGGCAGGUUCGUUAAAAAUGCAUUUGAGAGUGCACACUGGAGAAAAAUCUUACAAGUGUGAAAUUUGCUUGAAAAGUUUUUCUCAGGGAAGUUCUUUGAAAACACACUUGAAAGUGCAUAGUGAAGAAAAAUCGUAACAAGUGUGAAAUUUGUUUAAAACAGUUAACCCUAUGCCCCCGUAGCAGAUUCGCCACUGGUACUGUCAUCUGGGGGUGUAAAAGGGUUCAAAUUGGGAAAAGAGCCCGCCUCCAUGAUGCUCUGUUUAACGUUCAGCUCUUGCUGCCAGACGGUGUAUUGUUCUAAUGUUGCUCGCUAUAAGGAUAGCGUCUUGGCACGGUGUACUGACACCGAGGUUUCUUACAUUUUAUUGUGUAAUGAGGUGAAGGGUUGUAAAGGAAAAUAACAACACACAGUUUAAGUUGAAGAAAAGUACGCAGCAAUCAUGUCUUGUAAAUUGUGCGAAAAACUUUGGAGCCAGGGGCAGAGCCAUGGCUCGAGGUCCAAGGGACCGCCCGUACGGGACCUUGGCCAGACGAGAUCUGAGAGAGCUUAGCAGAAAAUCACCCACUUUUAUAGUUUUUGGAUAAGCUCCGAUUUCUGCCAAGAACCAAUCAGGUUAAUUACCCGACCGAGAGGCGGAGGCUAUGCCAGAGAAGUGCGUGAUUGGUUGUUUGACUGAGCGCAAUUCACGACAGUACCUUCCCUGUCUGUAGAGGAGUGGAUCAUCCUAUACCAUAUUUCAAACAUGCUAUUCAGUGUACAAGGAUAGCCCCAUGCGAACUAAAUGAGAAUUUUCUGACAACGUUGUUGCUCUUCAUGACAGAUUCCGUGAAAGGUAGUAUUAGGCAGGUACUUGUAGAGGAUUAUCGCUAAUAACUUCUGUGGAAUACUAUAAAGGAGGAUUUAUUUAUGAUAAUUCACAGAAUGGCGAACCCGCUUGCAGUAUACAACCAUACUGAUUCUAACGUUUGAAACGGAGAAUAGGAAUAAAAUUUACAUUUGGAUCCAUGACGUCACUAUACUAGUCUUAUAUGGCGGCAUAUUUUUAAAAUAUUUGUCUAAAACUAAACAUUUUAAGAUUUAAAGCUAAGCCGAGUUUCUCCAAAUUUAAUAUAAAAACCUUUCCAGGUAAAAAAAUAGAGGGAUGAAAUAAACAAUAUUUUACACUUAAUAUUUAAAAUAUUUUGAAAGAGGUACAAACAAGAAAACCCGUGGAGAGAAAAUGUUGCUAAAUUGUUGACAAACUGACACGGGGUAAAAAUCGUAGUUGGUUAAAACCUGCUAGGCUGUACAUGUACAUUAAUGUAUUUAUCAGUAAAUUAACAAAUAAAACUUCCAUGUAAUUU